Solanum stenotomum is the source of this 1688-nucleotide messenger RNA. Its product is annotated as probable indole-3-pyruvate monooxygenase YUCCA8. NCBI's taxonomy places the organism in Eukaryota, Viridiplantae, Streptophyta, Magnoliopsida, Solanales, Solanaceae. Gene Ontology annotation, molecular function: N,N-dimethylaniline monooxygenase activity; NADP binding; flavin adenine dinucleotide binding. Gene Ontology annotation, biological process: auxin biosynthetic process. The coding region runs from base 27 to 1274 and encodes 415 amino acids. The transcript has 3 exons. The record is from RefSeq and is a predicted model, not a curated record.
GAAAAAAAUACUUGUCAACAAGAAAAAUGUUUAAUUUUUCAGAUAACGAUAUGUUUGCGAGACGAUGUGUUUGGGUAAAUGGCCCUGUUAUUGUUGGUGCUGGUCCAUCAGGAUUAGCUGUUGGAGCUUGUUUGAAAGAACAAGGUGUCCCUUGUGUUAUAUUGGAACGAUCUGAUUGUAUUGCUUCUUUAUGGCAAAAAAGAACUUACGAUCGAUUAAAGCUUCACCUACCUAAACAAUUUUGUCAAUUGCCCAAAUUCCCAUUUCCAGAACAUUACCCUGAGUAUCCUUCUAAGAGACAAUUCAUCGAAUAUCUUGAGUCCUAUGCUACUCAAUUUGAUUUAAGUCCACAAUUUAAUGAAUGUGUGCAAUCUGCUAAGUACGAUGAGUUUUGUCGAUUAUGGAGGGUGAAAACUGUUUCAGCUGAUGGGGUGGAAGUUGAGUAUAUUUGUCAAUGGCUUGUUGUUGCUACUGGGGAGAAUGCCGAGAGAGUUGUGCCUGAAAUUGAUGGAUUGAAGGAGUUUGGUGGUGAAGUGAUUCAUGCUUGUGAUUAUAAGUCUGGUGAGAAAUUCAGGGGAAAGAAAGUUGUCGUUGUUGGUUGUGGAAAUUCCGGGAUGGAAGUAUCACUUGAUCUUUGUAACCAUGAUGCUCAACCAUCAAUGGUCUGUCGUAGUGCGGUUCAUGUUUUGCCAAGAGAGAUAUUUGGAAAAUCAACAUUUGAGCUAGCUAUGUUGUUGAUGACAUGGCUACCACUUUGGCUAGUUGACAAGAUUUUACUCAUUUUGACAUGGUUUAUUCUUGGUGACAUUGAGAAAUAUGGACUAAAAAGGCCAUCAAUUGGACCAUUACAACUCAAGAACAGUCAAGGGAAAACCCCUGUUCUUGACAUUGGUGCUUUGGAAAAAAUUAGAGCUGGGAAAGUUAAAGUUGUUCCUGGAAUCAAGAAGUUUUCAUGUGGCACCGUUGAACUCGUCACUGGUGAAAAACUUGAAGUUGAUUCAGUUGUUCUUGCUACUGGCUACUGCAGCAAUGUUCCAUAUUGGCUACAGGAAAGUGAAUUUUUCUCCAAAAAUGGAUACCCAAAAGCACAAUUUCCAAAUAACUGGAAGGGAAAAUCUGGCUUAUAUGCAGUUGGAUUUACAAAGAGAGGGCUGGCUGGUGCUUCUGCUGAUGCUAUUAGAAUUGCUAAAGAUAUUGGCAAAGUACACAAAGAAGAUCUCAAGCAAAAGAAGCAAAAAGUUCCAACACACAGACGUUGCAUCUCAACCUUUUAAUUAAAAUUCAACCUAUGUUGCUCGGACUCUUCAAAAACGUCAACUCGUGCAUGUCAGAUUCUCCAAAAGUAGUGUACUAUUUUUGAAGAAUCUGAGACGAGUGCGGCAUCAAAAGUGAGGACAAAGAAGAAAAAUUUCCCUUCUUAUUUAACUUCGGGGGAAUAUUUAUUAAAAGAAAGAGAUGUAAAAUAAUUGUGUAAAAAAAAACAUAUAACAAAAAAAGCAGAAGAUGAUAACCAUAGGUUUGAGCCCUCUCCAAAAAGGCCCAAGUUUUGCUACAGUUUGGGCAUUUUGUAUUCAAGGAUGUAGAGGCUAUUUAGUUACCUCUUUUUCUUUUAUUUUGUAUUGACAUUUCAUAUAUACACACUUGUACAAUCACUACUGAUCAAUUCAUUUCAAUGACAUAUUCCUUUA